AUGGAAAACAUCUCCUCUUCCCACAUUCUUACUAUCACAGCGCUGAAUGACUGGGACUGGACCAGCAGGAUCUUAUUUUUUUCUUUUGCACUUCCUGGAUACCUUCUAACUAUUGUUAUGAAUGCAACUUUGAUUCUGAUUAUUGCUUUUGAGAAAGCUCUGCAUGAGCCCAUGUACAUUUUCUUGUGUAAUCUGUGUGUCAAUGACUUGUGUGGAACUACUGGGUUUUACCCCAAGGCACUAGUGUAUUUACUCACAGAAACAAACAGGAUUUCACUUGAAGAAUGUAUUGUUCAAGGUCUAGUCAUUGUCAUCUAUGCAGUUGGUGAAUUCUCAAAUUUAAGUGUCAUGGCCAUUGAUAGGUAUUUAGCCAUAUGUCGACCAUUACAUUAUCAUAGAAUUAUGUCACCUUUCACUGUGCUGUGCCUGGUGUCUUUUAAUUGGGUGUUUCCUUUUAUUGCAAGUUUAGUGGCCAUUGUAGUAGCUAUGAAAAACCCUAUUUGCAAAUAUGAUAUAGAUAAACUUUUCUGUGAAAACCUGUCCUUGGUAAAUCUUGGAUGCAAACUAGAUAUUUCCUAUGGGAUUUUUAAUGGAUGGAUGUAUGGCUCAGUAAUCAUCUUAAUUGGCUUCGUUCUGAUUUCCUAUUUUAAAAUAAUUCUCGCUUGUAGAAAAUCUAAAGUAAGUCGAGAGAAGUUCUACAGCACAUGUAUACCACACUUGAUUAUCUUCCUAAACUACAUAGGCUGUUCUUUUUUCGACUCUUCCCAGACAGAAUUAAGAGCAAAAUCACUAUAUGUCUCUCAUUUUGUACAUAUGUUUUUGUCUGUAAUAUUUCUGACUCUUCCCCCUAUUGUGAAUCCUGUAAUAUACGGUAUAAAAUUAAGUCCAAUUAGAGCAAAAAUAUUGUAUAUUUUCCAUCAUUUAAGGAUCAGUACUUUGUAG
Danio aesculapii is the source of this 942-nucleotide messenger RNA. It is a transcript of the gene or61c3, whose product is annotated as odorant receptor, family 61, subfamily C, member 3. The record is from RefSeq and is a predicted model, not a curated record. Gene Ontology annotation, biological process: G protein-coupled receptor signaling pathway. The transcript has a single exon. Lineage: Eukaryota; Metazoa; Chordata; Actinopteri; Cypriniformes; Danionidae. The coding region runs from base 1 to 942 and encodes 313 amino acids. Gene Ontology annotation, molecular function: G protein-coupled receptor activity; olfactory receptor activity. Gene Ontology annotation, cellular component: membrane.